CAAAACGUAAGCUGUUGCGCUGCUCAAUGCCGCAAUCUCUCCGCUGUGCCAACCAUGGCGGAAGUGACAAUGCGAUGGCAGCGACAGCAGUUUUGCUUUCGAGACCAAAAGUUUGAGGUGGAACACUUCGAUGUGGCCGAAGUGGAGUCCUCCUCUUCGGGCGAGGACGAGGAGGCCCUGCAAGCGCGCCUCCGACGUCGGGCCGUGGAGGAACAGCUGCAACGCUGCGAGACAGAGCUGGGCGCAUGCCUCUGGAUCGACACCAACCGCGCGGCCCUGCGCGUCUUGGAGGAUUGGCGCGGCAGCUACGAAGGGAUGCGAGUGCUGGAGCUGGGGGCGGGGGCAGGCGCUUGUGGCAUAGCCCUUGCUUAUGAUGGGGCUGAUUCCACAGUCACCGAUGUGGAAGCUUUGCUGCCCCUGCUGCAGCGCAACGUGGAGUUAACCCCGCUCUCAAUGGAGGACACGAUUGCCAGCGCGGCGAAGUCCAAAAAGAAGUCCAAGGAGGACAAGUCGUCUCGCCGGAGAUCCGGUCGAGGAGCGGAGCCCAGGCGUGCUGCUGGUCGUUGCCAGGCGGCUGCCGUAGAAUGGGAGAAGGAGGCACAGAUGCCCACGCUGCCGGGGAACUUUGAUCUGGUGGUGGUAUGUGAUUGCCUCUACGAGAAUCGAGACAGUUGGUCCUCCCUGCAGCAGCUGCUGCAUCGCCUACUGGGUCUCCAUGGCCAUGUGUUGCUGGCUUCGGCGAUGCUGCGACAGCCCUUCCUGGAAGCCUUCACGGAGCAGAUGGCGGAGGUGGGCUUCACGCUACUGAAGAAGGAGCAGGGCGGUCCUCUGGGCGACGUCUGCGUGGUGAUCCUCCGCCCGAUCCAAGAGUCCGCGGACGUGGCGCCAGAGGAGGCGACGGCGCCUGAAGUGGAAAAAAGAAGUGGUUUGAAACUGGGUAAACUGCAGGGUGAAUGGUUCUAA
This is a messenger RNA of Cladocopium goreaui, 963 nucleotides long. Lineage: Eukaryota; Dinophyceae; Suessiales; Symbiodiniaceae. The record is from the annotation of a GenBank genome assembly.